UUGCAGCUGAAUUCAGGAUGGCGUCAGAGAAGACCACAAAAAAAGAGCUGCUGAAGGCUGAGGAGCAGCAGCAGGCGAGCGCUGUCAAUCGGGUGUCCAGCUUGCCCUUGCUCAGCUCUGCAUUCAACCUGGUCUCAUCUGCCUACAACCACACCAAGGAGUCUCACCCUUGCCUCAGUGGUGUCUGCAACGUGGCCGAGACCGUGGCUGCCGUCGCAGUAGGUAGUGUGCUUGGUGGGGCACAGCCCAUCCUGAACCAACUUGAGCCACAAAUUGCACUUGUAAAUGAAUAUGCCUGUAAAGGACUGGAUCAGCUGGAGGAGAACUUGCCUUUUCUUCACCAGCCAGCAGAUAAGGUAAUCUCAGACACCAAGCAGCUAGUCUCCACCAAAGUCACAUCUGCUAUGGAUGCUGCCUGUGAGGCAAAAGCAGGUGCAAAGGAUCUUGUGACCAACACAGUGACCGAAGCAGUGGACCUGACCAAAGGGGCUGUUCAAGAUGGUGUUGAGAAGACCAAAUCGAUGGUCACUUCUACGGUCAGUACCGCUCUGGAUGCUGCAGUGAGCCAAGCAGUGGCAGGUGGUGUGGAAUCUGUCCUGGGUAUAUCAGAAGAUCUGGUGGAUCAGUACCUCCCAAUGACAGAGGAGGAGCUAGGUCAGCUGGCCACCAGUGUCGAGGGGUUUGGUGUGGCUUCUGUGGAGGAGCAGAGACAGCAGCAGAGCUACUUUGUGCGCCUGGGCUCCCUCUCCGGCAGGGUUCGGCUCCGAGCCCUCCAGCACUCCCUGCACAAGCUGCAGCUCGUGAAGCAAAGCACCCAGGAUGCGCUCUCACGACUCCAAAUGGCAAUAAAACUGAUUGAAUCUGUGAAAGAGGAGGUUGGCCAGAAGCUCUUGGAUGGGCAGGAGAAGCUCCAUCAGCUGUGGGUGGACUGGAGCCUGACCCAACCCAAAGGAAACCAAGUUAAAACUGCCUCCCAAGUAGAGGUAGAGUCACGGACUCUAGCUAUGCUGCGGAUCAUCACCCAGCAGCUACAGCCUGUUUAUGAGAACCUCAAAAACAGCAUCCACGGCCUCCCCAGCAACAUCCAGGAAGCAGUUUAUCGGGCCACCCAAAAUAUCCACAAGCUCCAUAGCUCUUUCUCCAGUGCUAUGUCUUUCCAGGACCUCUCCAGCACCACCCUGACCCAGAGCCAGGCCUGUGUGACAGAAGCCCGGAGGUCUCUAGAUGACCUGUUUGAGUAUGUAACUCAGAACACCCCCCUAAACUGGCUCGUGGGUCCCUUCAAGGCGAUAGCUAAGGUGUCACAGGACAGCAGAAAGCAGAAGACCAACAAUAUGGCAACUGAUACAAAAUCACCCGUGCUGGAAAAGGCUACACCAACACAGGAGGAGACCAAGACCCCCAAAAAACCAAAGGGAGCGGACAGGAUCCCAAGGAAAAAGUGUGAAACGCUAGAGAAGCUGGAAGAGAAAGCAGAGAAAGACACAGAGGUGGACCUGGCUGCAAAGGAGAUAAAAACUAACGCAUCAGAGAAAGAUCUCUGA
Messenger RNA from Merops nubicus (carmine bee-eater), 1544 nucleotides. RefSeq names its product perilipin-3-like. The record is from RefSeq and is a predicted model, not a curated record. Gene Ontology annotation, cellular component: cytosol; lipid droplet. The annotation marks the transcript as partial. Lineage: Eukaryota; Metazoa; Chordata; Aves; Coraciiformes; Meropidae. Gene Ontology annotation, biological process: positive regulation of triglyceride storage; lipid storage. The transcript is spliced from 9 exons.